Messenger RNA from Fonsecaea erecta, 273 nucleotides. RefSeq lists its product as hypothetical. Lineage: Eukaryota; Fungi; Ascomycota; Eurotiomycetes; Chaetothyriales; Herpotrichiellaceae. The record is from RefSeq and is a predicted model, not a curated record. The transcript is spliced from 2 exons. Bases 1 to 273 code for a protein of 90 amino acids.
AUGUCCAUGAACGUGAUCAGCUCCGACAUCAACACGAUCGGCGCGGAGAUGAAGUGGUUGGAGGACAAGCCAAACACCAUGCUGAGAGGCAGGUUGGCGUUCAGCGGCAGGAUGGGAGACCCGCUGACGGUCCAGGAGUUGCUCACGAUGGCGCAGGAGAGACAUGGUCCGUUCGUCCUCAUUGACCGCGAUCGUCAGUGCCAGUCGAGGAAACUGCCGGAAAAGAGCCUCGAACAAUUAACUGAGGCCGGACGGUGUUUGAUGCGUCCAUAG